Molecule: messenger RNA, 1753 nt
Organism: Drosophila rhopaloa
Lineage: Eukaryota; Metazoa; Arthropoda; Insecta; Diptera; Drosophilidae
Exons: 4
Coding region: 291-1664 (457 amino acids)
Biological process (GO): cell surface receptor signaling pathway via JAK-STAT; embryonic development via the syncytial blastoderm
Source: RefSeq, a predicted model, not a curated record
UUUGGGCUCAGUUCGGUUUCACACUCGGACGCGAGCAGAAGUGUCCGCGAAUCAGUCUAAAAACACCAAAGCCCAAAGAACACCAUCUGAAACACACAAACGAAAAACUGUUCGUCAAGUGCUUCAUAUAUAAAUAUAUACAUUUUUUUUGCGAGUGUUGUGUUGCAAGUGCCGGAAAAAAAGAAUCUCGACCACCAAUUUGGAUUAACACACGGAUUUGGAACGCGCAGACGCAAAGCAAACAACGGGGAUCCUGCGAGGAUCCUGGCCGACUCUAUUUUUCAACUAUAAUGCGGUUUGGUUGGCAGUGCGCUGCGACCAGAGCUAAAGGCAGCACCACGGCACCAGGCAAAGGAAACGGAAACGCCAGCGGAAGUGGAAGUGUCUACCAUGCGAUGGCGAUGGCUCGUCCGCUGCUCCUGCUCCUGCUCGCCCUCCUGCUCGCCGCCCAGCUGCCCCAUUUGGCGCAGGGGCGCAGCACCCCCACCAUCCCCUCCACCAGCAGCGGUGGUCUCACCGUGAUCGAUACCGACCGCCUGCGCGUUCGCACCACCUCGAGCACCGCCAUCUCCUCCAAUCAGCCGGCCUCGAUCCCGGCCAGCUCCGGUCCGCGCAAGCGCCACCGGAAGCGGAACAGCAAUUGGAUCGACUAUCGCAAUUUCGACGAGAACACCACGGCCCUCGAGUGGGCCAAUCCCUGCGGGGGCAACUACCAUCCCUCGGCGGGGGAUCGAUUCAAUCGCCAGCGGCCCAGGCAGAGCUUCAAGCAGUUGAAGCGACACGCCUUCAGGGAGUACCGCAGCUUAAACAGCAGCCAGGAUUCGGCCAUCGACAUCCGCAACAUGACCAUGUGGUCGCUCCACACGCACAACUACAAGUUCCUUCCCAAGCUCAAGCCCAAUUCCACGAUUGCCCUGAAGCGCUGGUACCGCAACAUGCAAACGUAUGUGGCCAGCUUCGCGUAUCUGAGGCGCCAGCAGAUCCGCUGGGACCAGCGGUCCAUCACCCGCGAAUCGAGCACCGCCCGCGAGCUGCGCGAGCUGCUUUUGAGCUCGCGGCGAAUCCUCUGCGAACUGGAGACGGCCGUCAACCAGACGCAGAGUCCGCGCCAGAAGCAGCGGCGCAGUGGGGGGGCGGCGGCGGCGGCGGCGUCGGUGGUGGUGGUGGCCACCACUCCCGUCGCGGUGGCCCAGCUGCCGCAGAUCUCGCGGCUCGAGAUGAACAAGCGUUUGAAGCUGCGCUCCAAGACGGGCGUCUCCGAUUUGGGUGGCUCCAGUGGUGGUGCAUCAUCCCCGGCGGCGGCGGUUGCGGCGGCUGGCGAGGCGGACUCCAUCGACAUGCGGUUCGUGAAGCACCACUACUACGACUUCCUGCGCACCAUGUACCAGCUGCUGAGGCGCGACGGCAAGCGGGUGAAGAGUCGUCCGCGGAAGCACCACCGGAAGCCCAAGAAGAGCCAGAAGAAGAAGCAGCAGCAGCAGCUGGAGCUGGCGGAGCAACUGGAGCAGCGCUGGCGGAGUGCGACGUCGAACGGCAAGGAGUUCAACGAGGUGUCCAAGCCAGUCGCAGGUGGUGCUGUGGCCAACGGCGGUGGUGGAGGAGGCCUCCAAUCGACAUCUGGCAGACGUGGCAAGCGCCAGUCGAAACGCGUGCGGCGCACGUGAAAUUGCGGCUUCCCCUCAGGAUACACACCCUCACCCCCUCCCCUGUCAUCUUAAGCCCUGUCCCCCCCCCACUCCCCCUUAAUUUAACC